GCUCGCCCUGUAUGUGUAUGAGUACCUGCUGCACGUGGGGGCACAGAAGUCGGCACAGACCUUCCUGUCUGAGAUCCGCUGGGAGAAGAACAUCACGCUGGGCGAACCCCCUGGCUUCCUGCACUCCUGGUGGUGUGUCUUCUGGGACCUUUACUGCGCAGCACCGGACCGCAGAGAGGCUUGUGAACACACCAGUGAGGCCAAAGUCUUCCAGGACUAUAGUACGGCAGCCCCCAACCCUGUGAUGGGCGCCAUGGCCCCUAAUGAUGCAAUGGGGGCAGGUCCUGUGGCCCCAGGCUUCUUUCAGCCCUUCAUGUCACCACGGUUCCCAGGGGGUGCCCGGCCCACCCUAAGGAUGCCAGGCCAGCCUCCUGUGGGCCUCCCUGGCUCACAGCCCCUCAUCCCUAGUGCCAUGGACCCCUCCCCACGCGCACAGGGGCACCCCAGCCUGGGAGGCCCGAUGCAGAGGGUGACACCUCCGAGGGGCAUGGCCAGUGUUGGGCCCCAGGGCUAUGGAGCUGGCAUGCGGCCCCCACCCAAUUCUCUUGCUACCACCCAGGUCCUGCCAUCCAUGAACAUGGGUCCGGGGGUGCGUGGCCCGUGGGCCAGUCCCAGCGGUAACUCGAUCCCCUAUGCUUCCUCGUCUCCUGGCAGCUACACGGGACCCGCAGGAGGAGGCGGCGCCCCCGGAACACCCAUCAUGCCCAGUCCUGGAGGGAGCUGAGCCGCGCCCCGCGCGCUGCCCUGUCUCCGCAGUACUCCCCUGGCAUGACCAUGAGCGUGUGAUAGCCCUGGCCUGCACCCAGUGUCCUGCUGGCAAGGUCUCGGGUCGCGCCCCUGCCACCCGGACUCCUGGCCAGCCCGGCCUAGAUGGCUGGCAGGGACCCCACGAAGGACUUCUUUUUUCUACACACACCACACAACACAACACACAACACACACACACCUCAGAGAAGUGUGGGCUUGGGGGAGGGUACUGCCAAUAAACACCAUUCGGUUUUGUCUUUUUGGUA
Cricetulus griseus (Chinese hamster) is the source of this 1013-nucleotide messenger RNA. Lineage: Eukaryota; Metazoa; Chordata; Mammalia; Rodentia; Cricetidae. The record is from RefSeq and is a predicted model, not a curated record.